Messenger RNA from Cryptomeria japonica (Japanese cedar), 1939 nucleotides. Its product is annotated as protein DETOXIFICATION 27. The coding region runs from base 260 to 1726 and encodes 488 amino acids. Gene Ontology annotation, cellular component: membrane. The transcript has 8 exons. Gene Ontology annotation, biological process: xenobiotic detoxification by transmembrane export across the plasma membrane. The record is from RefSeq and is a predicted model, not a curated record. NCBI's taxonomy places the organism in Eukaryota, Viridiplantae, Streptophyta, Pinopsida, Cupressales, Cupressaceae. Gene Ontology annotation, molecular function: antiporter activity; xenobiotic transmembrane transporter activity.
UAGGCGGCUUGUCUGUGAAAGUUGAAACCACUGAAUUUCGUUUCCGUGAUGUGUUGGAAUUGUCAUUCUUUUGAGUUUGAUUACUCUACAAUUCUGUGUCCACAUUAUGAUCGUUAUCAGUUUGUAUUUGCUAACUUAGCUAAUGUUUGUGGGGAUAUAAAGCUUCCCGGUUGCAGAUUAAAUAUUCAGAUAGCUUGUUUUCCUCUGGUUUAAGGCAUUUGCUGGUUAAAUUUAGCUGCUUUCUGCAAACAUAGGAGAUAUGGCAGAGUCUUUAGAAGUUCCACUUAUUCAUGAGAAGCAGAAUGGGGAUGUAGAAAUUUCAUGUAAUUUGCAGGGGGGCAAUGAGAGUGGGCCAGUUACAUGCUCAAAAGAUGUAGGAAGACGGAUUUUACAAGAAUCAAAUAAAAUGUGGGCGAUUGCAGGGCCUGCCAUUUUCAGCCGCAUAGCUAUGUAUGGAACAAAUGUUGUUACUCAGGCUUUUGCAGGACAUAUUGGAGAUUUGGAAUUGGCUGCCAUUUCUAUCGCCAGUACUGUCAUUGUGGGAUUCAACUUUGGUCUCUUUUUGGGCAUGGGUAGCGCCCUGGAGACCCUGUGCGGCCAAGCUUUUGGGGCUCGGAAAUAUCACUUGUUGGGAUUAUAUAUGCAACGAGCAUGGAUUGUCCUCUUUGGUGUUGCAAUUCUUCUUUUACCAUUGUAUAUAUUUGCAACCCCUAUCUUGAAGAUCCUUGGACAGCCAGAUGACAUUGCUGAAUUAACUGGAAAAGUUUCAAUCUGGUUCAUUCCCCAACACUUCUCAUUUGUACUCCUCUUUCCUGUUCAGAGGUUCUUGCAAUCCCAGUUGAAAAACAUGGUCAUUGCAUGGAUCUCUGCAGCCACUUUGGUACUCCACAUUUUUCUAAGCUGGCUGUUUAUUAUCAAAUUGGACAUGGGGCUAAUUGGUUCAGCAAUGACAUUGAAUUUGGCAUGGUGGUUGCCCCCAAUUGCCCAAAUCCUUUAUGCCACUUGUGGGGGUUGCCCGCUGACGUGGACAGGUUUGUCCAGAGAUGCAUUCACAGAUUUGUGGCCUUUUCUGAAGCUCUCUGCUGCAUCCGGUGUCAUGCUAUGUUUAGAGAAUUGGUAUUACAGAGUAUUGGUUCUCUUGACAGGAAAUUUGCCAGAUUCGCAAGUUGCAGUUGAUUCUCUUUCUAUCUGCAUGAGCAUCAAUGGUUGGGAGAUGAUGAUACCGCUUGGUUUUUUUGCUGCUACUGGCGUGAGGGUGGCCAAUGAGCUGGGUGCUGGAAAUGGCAAAGGAGCCAAAUUCGCAGUUAUUGUUUCUGCAGCUACUUCGACUGUGAUAGGCCUUGUUUUCUGUUUGCUCAUUAUUGUGCUUCGCCAGGAAUUUGCUCUGGCCUUUACAAGUAGUCCCACAAUUCUAAAAGCGGUCUCUAAACUGUCCAUUUUGUUGAGCUUUACUGUCCUCUUUAACAGUAUUCAGCCAGUCCUGUCAGGGGUAGCAGUAGGAUCAGGAUGGCAAUCUUAUGUUGCUUACAUCAAUAUUGGCUGUUACUAUGGCAUUGGUAUCCCUUUUGGAGUGAUGCUUGGUUGGGUGUUUAACCAGGGUGUUUUGGGGAUCUGGACAGGAAUGAUAUGUGGUACAGCAGUUCAGACCAUUGUUCUGGCAAUUAUUGUGUAUCGAUGUGACUGGGACAGAGAGGCUGCUCAAGCCAUAGAUCGAGUCAGUAGAUAAGAUAGGAUAUAUGUGUCCCAGUACCAAGGCGAUGGAUGAAUUAUCAUAAUUCAACUAAGUUGAAUCAGCAACCCAAAGCAUUUCUUUGAUAAGCUGCCAUUAUUCUACUGGUAGUCUAAAGUGACCUCUCAGGGGAAAGCAUAUUUGUGGGAGAUUUUUUUUUUUUAAAUGUACAAUUAUUUUGAGUUAAUUUAGCAUUUGUUAAUGUAAUAA